UCGUGGCCCCUGGCGCCCCUCGCUGCCUCUGAUACAGUCCCUGGGGGUCAAAUAGGAUGGGAAACUGCCUCAAAAGCCCCACCUCGGACGACAUCUCGCUGCUGCCGGAGACUCCUGACCAGAUGAUGGACGCCCUGGCAGCUAUGGAGGUGUUGUGAAGGUCACAUGAAAGAAAGCCAAGAGAUGGGAGAGGAAAACAAAUGAUCUGAGGCUUGCAGACAUUCACAAAGAAAGUGGGAUGCUCAUGUUAACUCUGAAAGCUCUGUGCAUGAUCUUGUCUGCUCAGAAAGAGUUACUUGCUUCCCAGAGAAACUUGUGACUUGUGCACCUCGUAGAAGAGUACAUUAACACUGCACAUGUUUAAUCAGGCAUAAGAUGUCUGUUUGCAACCACAUGAUGGAUAUUAGUCUAAAGAUCUUGGGCAUAGCCAAAGGAGAUUUUAAUUUUGAGUUAUUUAUGCCUUAAAAGAUGACAUGUUGCCUUCCACUUCCUCCCCAGUAGAGGCCGCACCAACUCCCGUCUCCCCCUCGGGCCCAUUCCCUUGCCAGCCACAGUAUGUAGGUCAGAGCAGGGAGGGCGGCACAAGAGAUGAGUAUCGGCCACCUUCCCCAGCAGCGUUGGGAAUGUGUGGUUCUGAGGAGAGUGGUCAGGAGGGGCGGGUAACGAAGCCUCCGCCAGACCUGUGCUCCCGAGACAAACCCAACCCAUUCCGAACGCAGAGUGUCGAGGGCGCUGUAGGUGGAGCCGCCAUUGCUCAAGGUGCCUGUGAUUAUGAAUAUGCAUUAAAUGAUUCACACUGCAGGGGAGAGGAAAGAGGGGGCACCAUGGAAGAGGGGGCGUGCAGUCUGCUUCCUCAGUCCUCUGCAGGGGAGGUCCCACGCUGCCCUGAGGAGGACGUGAAGUGCACCACCAAAGCCGGCCUCCCAGAUUUAUGCGAUACGGGUAGCGGUGCGAGGAGCAGGAUGAACUAUCAGACGAGUGGCAGGAGUGCCUCCCUCAGUGAGGCCAUGCAGUAUGAGUCACCGUCUAAGGGGAGCAUCGGAAGUGGUGGUGGUGGUGAGAGUGUCAGUCAGGGGUUGAGCAGCUUUGAAAAUACUCAGAAAUCGGAGAGGGAGAGAGUGAAUGAGAGUCACUCCAAGGGCAUUGACAUGAAACUCGAUAGCUCAGAGCCUAAAAGUGACAUCACCCAAGGAGAUGUUUCGAAGGCAGAAAGCAGAAUGGAGGAAGAGAUGCAAGUUACAGCAGACAGUGUGGAUGGCAGUGGCAUUGCCAUUAAACCUGAAGAAAGCCAUGAACAUAAUACAGAAAAUGCAGGCGAUUCUGUUUGUGGCAGUGGCAUGGAAGCGAGAGGAGAAAGUAACGUAGUUUGUGAGGACAGUAACAUUGACAUGAAAGAGACUCACGACACAGAGAUGAUGGUGGGACCCCUCGAGAGCUACCUAAUACACGACAACCAGCAAAUAUCCCUGGUGGCUUGUGGCAUUACCCAGUGCGACCCAAGCUUCCAGUACGACAUGGCAGUGGCAGAACCUGUGGAGACUGAAGAUGGCAUGAGUUUGAUCAAGUACAACCUCCACCACUCCAGUCACCCGAUGUACGAAAAGUGGCCCUGCUACUUUUACAUCACCGAGGAACACCUGCCAAGCUUCACCAUAGACUCCCACGGCAGGCAUAUUGGAUCUGAUGCUCCUCCCAUGUUCUUCCCUAACCCGUCAGUGAGUCGCCCGGCCUCUCACCUGACGGAGGAGGAGCAGGUCAAGAUUGCCAAGCGGAUGGGCCUUAUCACACACUUGCCCUGUGGGAUAUUUGACGGCACCAAGAAGAGUGGAGAGUGUGUGAUAUGCAUGAUAGACUUCUCAGUGGGUGACAGGGUGCGUUACCUGCCCUGCAUGCACACCUACCACACAGAGUGCAUCGACGACUGGUUGAUGCGCUCAUUUACCUGCCCAUCAUGCCUUGAGCCCGUGGACGCCGCUCUCCUCAACACUUACGGGACGAGCUAGCGUGUGCAGCCCUUGAUAUGAGGUGUGCUGGGUGGUUUUCCUAAUUGACUCACUGCUGAUGCAUUAUUGUGAAGUGUCGGAGCUGGAUUGGACAACUGUGUAAGGAGUUCAUGUCACUUCAGAUUAUUUGGUCUCAAAUUUAAUCACAAAAUGUCUCAUCUGUCAGGGGAACUUCAGCUUGUAAAAUUUGUGCAGUGUAACAGAUCUAUACUUAUGGCAGUAAGUAAUUGGGCAUCAAGAGAGUUUAUCCUCAAAAGCUGACAUUGGUGCAGCUUUUAGUUGGUUAUCAUAGUUUUUUGUUGAUGAAUUCCAGAUAAAAAAAACAUCUGUGGAGGCUGUAACACACCAUGAAGUCCUGCACAUGAUCUUCUCUGGUAUUACAUAUAAUGAGAGUCAAAGGUACUUACAUGUGUGUGCGUGUGUAUGUGUGUGUGUGUGUCUGUGCAAGUGUAUAUGUGUGUGUGUGUGUGUGUGGAGCAGCAAAAAUGUCAGAAAGUGUUUCAGAAUGAUGUUUUCUUUAUUACCAUAUUAUACUUGCUCUAGCUGUCCAUUGUCUAUAGUAAAGUAUGUUUCUAUCACUGUGAACACCUUGGUUGAAGAGCACAUUGCAAGGACCAAAGAAAACAUUGCUCCUCUGCAACAAAGUGAGUAAUGUGGGGAGACAAUUUUCAAAAUCGUCAUUAUUUCGAUAGCUAGUCUCCAUUUUAAAAGUCCAGUGAAAGGUUUAGUUGUUUGUAAAUUAAAUGAAUGGCUUGGAUAACUAUGUAAUAAAAGCAAUAUGAGAAUGCCACGAUUAAAACUAGAUUUCCUCUUUUAGCCAUUUUGGAUUUUUCUAGACUACUAUAAAGGCUCAUGUUUGUGGCAAUAAUGUUGAGCAUAUCUAAGCCAGCGGUGCAGCAUAUCACAUACUUUACAGCAGGUGGACAGAAUAAGGCUUUGCAAUCCUGUCUUUCAAACCAUAGAGGAAAGCAUUCCCUGAGAUAGAAUGUUUUCCUUUAAACCUACGAAUCUAACUUGUAAAUAUAUGUAGUAGUAUAUAUCUAUAAGUUCCAAUAGUUCCUCUUUCCAUGGGCAUUCAGUUUUGUCCAUCAAUAUAGUUUAGUUUUAGAAAAUGACUUUCCUGAUGAGAUCUGGAACUGGGAAGUGUGUGUAGCCUGUAACCUUUGCCUCCCAGAUAGUCACCCUGUACAGCUGGUUGUGCCUUAGCUUGCGAUUAGUGUUCCUUUAUGACUAGCAGCACCUCAUGGAAGGAAAGAAAAGCUAUUACGCAGCAGGAAAAUACAAGUCUGAGAGGAGAUACUUACGCACUGCAUUUGCAAAGUUUAUAUUUUCAUUAUAUCAACUUUACGUGUCUGCAAGGCUUAAAAUAGUAAGGCACAUCACUUCAUUAAAAAGUCUAAAUCACUGAGUAUUCUCAGGCUUUAUUUGACACAUGCUUAUACAUAUAUACAUUGCUUAUGUAGCUGGUAAUUGCCUUUCAGUUCCUUGUUUUAUGAAGGCAAGCAUUAUAUUCUUAAAAGGUAUUUUAUUAAUUUACUGAGUCAUGGUCAGGCAUUCAUUACUAAUAGGUUUUUCUUAAUCAUUUCCUAAACCUUCAGCGCAUUAAACCAGUCUCUGAGUCUAGGGCCGAGACAUUGGUUUCUGCCUCGAUAUAAUUGAACCUAGUCAUAAAGUAAUGGAACGGAUUAUUACUGUCAUUAUUAUUGCGUUGAGAGCUGUUGGUUUUGUUAACUAACCUACAUUUUUACAGUAUUUUUUAUUUAUUAGUCCCAAGUUUAUCUUAUGGUAAUCAAGGAAACAUCAUUGUGUGUAGGGUGCGGCACAGGGAUGCGGUGAGGACACAUUGCUGUACUUUGUUUUCAGAAGUAGACAUUAAAUAACUUUUUCAAAUUUGGUGCAUCCCUCCAGCCUGCAUAGAACUACUGAGUCAUGGCUUUGAAUCUAAGUCACUUGUGUGAUAAUCUACAUAUUCAAUAUUUUGUUUUUUUGUUUUUUUUUGAGUAUAUUAAGACAUCCAUAGUUGAAUUAGAUCAGUUAUGUACAGUAUUAUAAGAAGUUUGUAAGAAGCCACUCAAGAUUUUUUUGUAUGUUUUAUUCAUCCUGUAAAAUUCUUGAUACUUAGUCAAGUUGUAAAUUUUCUUCAUCGGUGUUUUACAUAAAUUUGUGUGUGUUUCAGUAGAACAUGAACUGUCAUGCUUACUUAGACAAAGUAACUCACUGUUAACACAUUUUGGCACAGUGUAGACACUGAUAAGUUUCAGAACUCCCUUUUUUUGCAUGAAUAUUCAAAAUGUCCAACAAUGAGCUUCUUGCAAUGCACGUUUAAAGUGAUGAAGUAUAUUUAAAGUAUCUGAAGGUGGAUUCAGUUACUGAGAGAUGCUUCGGAUAAAGAAAAAUAGAAAUUGAAAUGUAACCUGUUUGGCAGGUUGAACCUCACUUUAUGAGGACAGGAAGGCCAAGGUUGUGCUACACUGGAGGUUGAAAUGUAAAAUACAAUGUUCAUAAACUUUUUAGCAAAUAUAACAUUAUAUAGACAAUGAAUUAAAUUUUACCCACUAAACAGGUGUUUUCCACCUCCAGAUUGAACACUUGUUGAUAGUUAUAGAAAUUGCAUCAAAUGUGAAUUCUUAUAGAACUGAUACAGCAUAUCUGAGUUCAGCUAAUACUUUGAGAAUAGCAAUAUGUUUCUGUCUGAGACCCAACAGUCUUAGAUCACAUAGGGAUAUUUUUUAUACAAUAUCCAGAAUGUAUUGCAUGAAAGAACUUGUUCAUUUAGGGACGUUUUCUAUCAUGAAAACCUAUGGUUUAAAGCAGCAGAGUGUGCCAAGUUAAGAGUCAUGUGUUACGGCAGUUGAUGGAGGUUGGAGCCGGCCGCUCAAGAUCCGUAGUCUGUUCACCAUUUGAAUCUAUCAUAUUUUUGGGUUUCUGUCAAACUGAGGUUCAACCUGUAUCAGCUGGUGCAUCAAGGAUAUAGUUUAGGUAUAUUGUAAAACAGGCAUUCCUUGUGUUGUCAAAUUUGUCAAAUUAGUAACAUUCAUAUAAGGGUUUGAAAACUUGCAUUUGGAUAAAUGAUUUAGAAAUUUAGAAUAGUACUGUAUAUCAAAAUUACAAUAAAGGGGGUGUCCUGGUUUUGAGAUGGGAUUAACUGUAUAAAUCCAACAGUCUCCAUCAAAUACAAAAAGGUUAUUUGUAUGUGCCUUAGUCAUGAAUUGUAAGUGUGUGAUGGUGGAGCAGAAUUUGAGUAACCAAACCAGGAAAGGAACAUGAGGGUGUUAACAGCCGUGAGUCACCUGGUGUCCCCUGAUCUAUGCAGUGACUUAGUGAUGCUCUCCACUAGUGCUGUUCUCUGGCCAUGUAAUGAUAAUAUUUCAUUGUAAUGUUGAUCAUAUUUAUGGAGCACAUUUUUAAGUAGAGAUACAGAUAUACUUUAUGUGCAAGUUUUGAGCAUCACGAUUAGAUCCUCAUCGGUCAAGGCAGGGACUGUUGAUCAAGGCUCCCUGAAUAGGCAUGGAACUGUCACUUAACUCCUUGUAAAAUCUUAGCACCACUUCAGAAAAAAUGGAUAUUUGCGUAAUCCUGCAUGUGUAAAAAGUCAAUCAUUAAUGUCCAAGCUCUCGGUAAUAUUGUUAACAUCAGGAACAUUCUGUAGCUCAUAGGUAUAACAGCUUAUGCUGAUUUUUAACCAGCGAGCCACUAGUUUAACAUUCAGAACUAAAUUUGUUAAUCUCACUGUUUGCACCAAAGUGUAUAGUAUUGUGAAUUUUACAAACUGUUGCUUAAGUCAAAGAUGCUUUGGCAGAAUGUUUCUUCUAAAUGAUAACCUGAUAGUUUGACUGGCUGCAUAUGACACAUUUCCCCUGAAGUAAACUGUCAUUAGACUACUUUUGACAUUCCAGUAGCAUAAACCUGCUGAGUAAUUCCAAAUCACAAGGUGAUGAACUCCUGUUUAUUGGCUGUAUUGCCCAGGAAGCAGAUCAAUGGAAAACUUUGUGUGAGGGAGAAAGAAAAUGUUGUAUCCUUGGGUCCAUUCAAAGCUUACUGGCUCUUUAUUCAAUAAUCAGGAAAUUUUGGGAUAUACCAAGUCUGUCAGAAAGAAAAGGGAUCUCAUUUGCACUUUCUAAGUCAUGGCAUAAAUGAAGGAAUUACUUGUUGCUUGGAUGUAAGCAAUAUGACGGUGACCAAAGUCUGCCAGGCUUCAAAUGUAUACCCAAUAACACAUAAUAUGUAUUAAAGAAAUGUUUUAAUAAGCUCUCAGCAAUGAAAUGCACAUAAUAUGUAUUAAAGAAAUGUUUUAAUAAGCUCUCAGCAAUGAAAUGUACUUUUGAGCAGUGUGUUAAAGUACAGAAGUACUGCUACAGCCACAUGUCUGCAGAGCUUUCAUUACAUGUGUCCUAAAAGUUUUACAUGUUCAAGUCUGCUGGCAAUGCUUUCUUUGCAUCUACUACUCACACCUGUACUUUGCUUGUAGAAGGCCUUCAAGAUGCAGGAAUGCUGGACAUGGUUAUGCUUGUUUUGGAGUUAUCACCAUCAUAAAAAAUAAUAAUAAGCACUUAGGGGACUUAAUACAUAAAUCUGUAAAUUUGUAAAUGUGGUUUAUUGCUAUGUAACUCAGAAGUUAUAAUUAUGUUUCAGAAACACAAAUUUAUCUGUAAAUAUCAGCAGUUUAUAGUGUGUAAAUGUUAACUAGUUUACAAAAAGUUGCAAGCAAUUAAAGUGACCUGUAUUGUCCUUUCUGACUGAAUCACCAUCACAUUCUGUACCAAAAUCCAUCCCAUCAACAUGUACAGCUUCUCACUCGAGUUCCCACAUCACAUUAUCCUUGUACAUGAUUGUUUACCCAUUACAAGAUUUUGUUUAAUCCAACACUUAUUUUCUCUCUGUUAAAUCUUUGGCUGAAAUAAGGUAAAGGCUGCAGAGUGCAUGAAGAUAUCAGAAAUUAUUUUAGCAGCAUCUAGGCCAGGGUGGGCUCUUGUAGUGGCCUGAGGUCCGCUUCUUGUUUUAUGGCCUCUUUUUAAGGUGGUGACAAUUGGUUGUAGCACUUGGUAUUCCUGGCGUGGCUUCGGGUGUGGUGGACAUCACAGGCUUCACGGCCUGGCAAGGACUCUGUGUAUACCAUAAUAAAACAGAUGAUUGCUCUCGUCAACUGCUGGGUAUGGUGUCAAGGCAAAGGAGCAUAUGUACUACACAUAUAUAUUACAUAGAUGCAUUCAGUGCUAGACCCUUAAGUAGAGGUUAGGAAAGAUAAAAGUGUACUGAAGGAUAUUCAGUUGGCUUUAUUUUAAAAAUGAUUUUUCUCUUUAUUUUUUGUAAUAAAUUCUUUUUAUACACUUCAUAGUUGUGGAGGACUUAGUAUUUGAUGAAUUUUCAAGUCAUCUAUUUUCUUGAAUAACUACUAUUUCUUUGGCUUUGUGUAGCUACGCCAUACAGUGGUUACAUUACAGGAAUCGACAAACGAUAAUUAGAACAUACUUUUCAUCCAUGUAUCAUGUGACUGUUUGCACAUGUGUUUGUGUAUUAGGGCAUCACAGAAUUUUCGACACUCAGCAAGACUAAAUAUCUGAAAGGAAUGGUUUGUAAAUGCCAUCAUUGUCUGAUUUGUUAAGGGUCAGUAAUCUCUUGAUAACAGCACCGCUCACUGCCUGUCACACCUGUGUUUAGUUGUGUUGUGCUGCAAACACUGAUGUGUCAAGUUUGGAAUCUGUCUGUUGUCUUGAUUGGUAAAAUUUGUGGUGUAACUCUUCCAGGUGCAUUAUUAUAAUGUAAAAAGAGACCUUUAAUUUUGCUGUACAGCAUAUGGAACUAUUGCAUCCACACGUACAAUAGUUAUAGUUUGUAGCAAUGCUAGACAGAUUUUUGUAUAACAAAAUUUUAUAUUUUCAAGUUUAAUGUACUCUGAAGCCAUUAAUACUAUGAUGUUAGGCAAUAUGCUGUGUACAAUUUGAACUUCAAUUAGUAUGAUAAUGUUAAAUGGAUCAAUUCAUGACCUGUUUUCCAUUGUACUUAAGCAAAGCUUUAGGUUAAUGUUUGAUUGAUACUGUGCUGGCUCAUGUGUCAUGCUGGCUAGGGUGUCAUGCAGGGGGGGGCAGGAAUGUAGCCAUGUGUGGCAUGCAGGGGUAAAGUUGACAUGGGCUGGCAUGUGUCAUGCAGACUUGUUGUUGUUUCAGGGGAUGUGAUGCAUGUCAGAGGCUGGUGUGUUGUAAAAUGUGACAAUUCAUACAUGACAGUGUGACAUGCAGGCACUGGCUGAGGGGUGCUUGGGGCGGGCAGAUCCCAUGGAGAGACUAUGCAGGCACUUGUAUUUAACUAGGGAUAGGAAGCCUGGCAGGCAUUUCCAUCAGCAAGUUGUUAUCCAUCCUCUUGGCACUAAAAGGAUGCAUGUUUGAUCUUGGUUGUAAUUCCUAAAUUCUCUCAAAUACAUUGUCAGCUGAUACAUGUAGGACAUUCUAAUGUUCCUUUCCACUGUAUUCUGUCAGGCAAAGAUAUUGUCUUAGGAAUCUUACAUUUCCUAACAUCAAUGCUCAUCAUAGAGGAAAUAGCAUCACUCCUAAUCCUAAUUGUAUUUGUGGCUAUGUAGUUGGUAUAUGAAUUUCAAUAUAGGAACAGUACUCAUGCUAGAGAAUGCAAUUUUGAUUGAGGAAAAUGCAUAGGGAGGAAUAUUAAAAACCAUUAUUUUACACAUACCAAAUGUCAGACUCAUGUUGAUUUUCCUCAUCUUGGUUGAUAUGAUAGGACAUGAAAUAUAAGAUUUGGUCAGUAAGAUCCAUUCCUCUGUGGAUUUAUAAACUUAGAAUGAAUAUAUGUAUUCUUCUUAUAGGAGUAUUCAGAAAAUUAUAAAUUGUAUCAUUGGUGAAGAACUGUGAACUCUUAGAGAAGGUUUUGGUUAAAGAAAUUGGAUUCUCUUGAGUGCUUUGCUGUGAGUGGACAUGGUGAGAGUGUAUGUUAUGGGCAAGUACCGCACCAAUCCUUAUAAGCCAAAAUUAACUGGCAUAAAGAGGAUGUUUGGCUGAGUAUUAUAAGGUACUACUAUUUCUUGCAAUACUGCUGGUAAACAUUACGCCAUAUCCAUUCACUGGAAGUAUUGCAUCCAGACUUGAUCUAUAACACGUGAUGUUUGCUUCAGUUUGAGGAUAAUCUGGUUUUCAGUUAUGAUACAUUGAGCUUUAAUAUAGUCAUUAGCAAUCCAUGUUGUAAAAUUGCUGACUUAGACGAGUUAAGCUUCUCCAACACUCACUUCGACUGAGUUAUAUGCCUUACUCUUGACUAGAUACUUAACUUUGUAUCAGUGCCGUCUCCCUGUAACGCGUGUGCAAAUAUAUGCACAGUAGGACAUUAUAGGUAGCAAAAGGUCUUAUAUAUGACAUUAUUCUUUUUAAGGGAAGAAAGUUUUAUCCGCUGUUAUUUUCAUCGGUAUAUUUUUUGUAUCCAUAUUAAUCUUUAGUAGGUAUAAAUCUAUAUCCUUUGUGUGUGUUUUGUUGGUUUUGUAGAGUCUUUUAUCCCUCAUCGUCCCUGUAACUUGGAUAACAUUAUACUUUGCCUUCACUUGUAUCUUGUUACUGAAAUGUAUAGAUUAAAUUAUUUCAAGCCUUCCA
Molecule: messenger RNA, 9592 nt
Organism: Eriocheir sinensis (Chinese mitten crab)
Lineage: Eukaryota; Metazoa; Arthropoda; Malacostraca; Decapoda; Varunidae
Exons: 4
Coding region: 474-2003 (509 amino acids)
Source: RefSeq, a predicted model, not a curated record